This is a messenger RNA of Cokeromyces recurvatus, 315 nucleotides long. RefSeq names its product replication factor A protein 3. The record is from RefSeq and is a predicted model, not a curated record. Lineage: Eukaryota; Fungi; Mucoromycota; Mucoromycetes; Mucorales; Mucoraceae. The coding region runs from base 1 to 315 and encodes 104 amino acids. The transcript is spliced from 4 exons. Gene Ontology annotation, cellular component: nucleus; site of double-strand break; DNA replication factor A complex. Gene Ontology annotation, biological process: DNA replication; nucleotide-excision repair; mismatch repair. Gene Ontology annotation, molecular function: damaged DNA binding; single-stranded DNA binding.
AUGGAAAAGCCUACACCUCGCAUCAAUUCUUCAUUAAGAGAAAAAUAUGUUGGGAAAACAAUUCGUUUAAUUGGCAAACUUCAUUCUCUUUCUGGUAAUACCGCAGUACUUACAUCGACAGAUAAUGGUCAAGUUUUAGUCAAGUUGAAUGGUGAAAGUCAAUGGGGAACCGAUUACGUUGAAGUUAUUGGGUUGAUUGAACCCGAUUUCACUUUAAGAGAAUUCAAGACAACUAAUCUUGGCAACUCUUUUGAUCUUGAGUUAGCAAAUAAGGUUGUUGAAUAUGGUCAAAAAUGCCCUGAAAUAUUUGAGUAA